This is a messenger RNA of Malassezia globosa CBS 7966, 189 nucleotides long. RefSeq lists its product as uncharacterized. The coding region runs from base 1 to 189 and encodes 62 amino acids. Lineage: Eukaryota; Fungi; Basidiomycota; Malasseziomycetes; Malasseziales; Malasseziaceae. The transcript has 2 exons. The record is from RefSeq and is a predicted model, not a curated record.
AUGCAGAAACACAAUCUCCCAUACCGCUUGCUUUGUGAUCCGAAGCGCUUCUUGAUUGGCGCACUCACCGGAACUAAAUCCAGUACGAGGCGAAGCCAUUUUGUUGUGGAUCAAAAUGGCAAGCUUACGCUUUCAUCGGUGGGCGUGAAACCGGGCGAAGUGCGUUUAAUCACGAGAACGGGAAACUAA